UUCUUAAAGCCUUAAUUUGCAGAUCUCUUCCCGUUUUCCAUGGCACGGAUUUGAUUAUGUUGGCCGCCGUAUCGUAUUUUGAAUGAUUUGGAACAGAGAUCGGCGAGAUUGAAACAUUGGAUCAGGUAAAGAUUUAGAGAGAUGGAGCAGAAGCACAUUUUGUUGUCGGCAUUGAGCGUUGGUGUAGGCGUAGGAGUAGGGCUUGGAGUAAACAAAUGGACUAGCGGUGGUUUGGAAGAAGGCGUCACACCGGCGCAAAUUGAGCAGGAACUUCUCAGGCUCAUCGUCGAUGGAAAAGAUGACAAGAUCACGCUUAAGGAAUUCCCUUAUUACAUCAGCGAACAGACUCGGGUGUUAUUAACAAGUGCAGCAUAUGUUCAUUUGAAACACUUGGAUGUUUCUAAGCAUACCCGAAAUCUUUCGCCUGCAAGUAGGGCUAUAUUGCUCUCAGGACAAGCUGAAUUUUACCACCAAAAGCUUGCAAAGGCUCUGUCACAUGACUUUGAAGCAAAACUACUAUUGUUGGACAUCGUAGACUUUUCUGUAAAGAUGCAGAGCAAGUAUGGUACAUCUAAGAAAGACUCUUCUGUCAAAAGGUCUAUUUCUGACAUGGCAAUGGAGCGGAUGUCCACUUUACUUGGAUCGUUCUCCACAGCAAAGGAAGAUGGUGGAGGAGCUUCAUCUAAGCAAAGCAGUGGCUCAGCUGCCAAAUCCAGGAGUACAGAAAGCACAAAUUAUUUUCCAAAGCACCAUAGGAACGCCUCUGCUUCUUCUGAUACAAGUGCUAUCAAUUCCCAGUGCCCUUCUUCAAGUUUAGCUUCUCUCAAGCGUGUGGGCAGCUGUCCUUUUGAUGAAAGAGUUCUUUUGCAGGCACUAUACAAGGUUUUAGUCUCUUUCUCCGAAACAACCGGCAUCAUUCUCUAUAUCAGGGAUGUAGAGAGGUUUCUUCAAUCACCGCGGACAUAUAAAUUGUUUGAUAAAAUGUUGAAGAAACUGUCGGGAUCAACAUUAGUUCUUGGUUCGCGGAUGUUGGACCCAAAUAAUGAAUGUGGGGAAGUCAGUGAGAAAAUUGGCUGCUUAUUUCCUUACAAUAUUGAAAUCAAACCACCUGAAGAUGAGUAUCAUCUCAUCGACUGGAAAGAACAAUUAGAAGAGAACAUGAAGAAGAUCCAGUUUCAAGAUAACAAAAACCAUAUUGCUGAGGUGUUAGCAGCAAACGAUCUUGAGUGUGAUGACUUAGGUUCAAUUUGUCACGCAGACACAAUGUUUAUCAGUAAUUACAUAGAAGAAAUCGUGGUCUCUGCAAUCUCUUAUCAUUUGAUGAGUAACAAAGAUCCAGAAUAUCGAAAUGGAAAGCUCGUCAUAUCAUCUACCAGUUUGUCACAUGGAUUGAACAUCUUCCAAGAGGGGUAUUGUGGUGGAAAAGAUACUCUAAAGCUGGAGACAAAUGCCGACUCAUCCAAGGUUUGUUGCAGACAUUAGCAUUUCGUUGGACCGGAAGGGGAAGAAAGUGUUGCAUCAAACAAAAAUGAGGCAGAAAAAUCAGUUCCUCCAAAAGCGGAAGGUCCUCCUGACAACGAAUUUGAAAAGCGCAUAAGGCCAGAGGUUAUCCCCGCCAAUGAGAUCGGAGUAACUUUUUCAGAUAUUGGAGCCCUUGAUGAGAUAAAGGAGUCCCUACAGGAGUUGGUUAUGCUUCCUCUUCGAAGACCGGACCUUUUCAACGGUGGCCUUCUUAAACCUUGUCGUGGCAUAUUGCUCUUCGGACCACCAGGAACCGGGAAAACCAUGCUGGCAAAGGCAAUUGCUAAUGAAGCAGGAGCAAGCUUCAUCAAUGUCUCAAUGUCAACCAUCACUUCAAAAUGGUUUGGUGAAGAUGAGAAAAACGUGCGAGCUCUAUUCACGCUUGCAGCAAAGGUUUCUCCAACUAUAAUCUUUGUGGAUGAGGUUGAUAGCAUGCUAGGACAGCGAACAAGAGUAGGCGAACAUGAAGCCAUGCGAAAAAUAAAGAACGAGUUCAUGUCACAUUGGGAUGGAUUGCUAACUAAACCAGGGGAACGCAUUCUUGUCCUUGCAGCCACCAAUAGACCAUUCGACCUUGAUGAAGCCAUUAUUAGACGGUUUGAGCGCAGAAUUAUGGUGGGUCUACCAUCGGUGGAUAACAGAGAAACGAUCUUGAAAACUCUGCUGGCAAAAGAAAAGGUAGAAGAGUUGGACUUUAAGGAGCUUGCAAUGAUGACAGAGGGAUAUAGCGGAAGUGAUCUUAAGAAUUUGUGUGUAACAGCAGCAUAUCGACCCGUGCGAGAACUAAUGCAGCAAGAGAGACAAAAAGAUAUCGACAAGAAGGGAAGUGAUGAAGCCAAAGAGACAAAAGAAGAAAGCGAAAGAGUUAUUAACCUGAGGCCUCUAAACAUGGAAGAUAUGAGGCAGGCAAAGAAUCAAGUGGCUGCUAGUUUUGCUAGUGAGGGAUGUAUAAUGGGUGAGCUAAAACAGUGGAAUGAAUUGUAUGGGGAAGGAGGUUUAAGAAAGAAAGAACAACUAAGUUACUUCCUGUAAACCAAAAUGAAAGGAGGCAAAUGGUAGUAGUUGUUCAUUGUUGGUGUGGAUUAUGCAGCCAUUUGGACCCUGGACUACACUACAAAGAAGACGAAGAGAGUUGAGAAUUUGUAAGAUAAUCAUGUCAUGAUAAUUUGUGUGUCAUGUUUGUAUAUGCAGACAGUCUGUCGGGUGGUAAAGUCGUUAUACGUCCGGGUGUGUAAAUUUGUGCUUUCAUAAUUUAAAGAAUGUAGAACAAAAAAAAAUCAUAUCAUAUCAUAUCAUGUAAAGCGGACAUUGUUAAAUUAUAAUUUGUU
Cynara cardunculus var. scolymus (artichoke) is the source of this 2849-nucleotide messenger RNA. RefSeq lists its product as uncharacterized. Lineage: Eukaryota; Viridiplantae; Streptophyta; Magnoliopsida; Asterales; Asteraceae. The record is from RefSeq and is a predicted model, not a curated record. The transcript is spliced from 16 exons. Gene Ontology annotation, molecular function: ATP binding; ATP hydrolysis activity. Gene Ontology annotation, cellular component: mitochondrial outer membrane.